AUGUCCCGCUACUUCCCACACACGGCCUACGCAGAAGACCAACCCCUCUCCCGCACGAUUCUCGGGAUCCACGUCCUCACCCGGGGCUACACCACCGGCGCCGUGGUGGGUCUCGGCGCCAUCCCCGUCAGAUCCAUCUUCACCCGCCUCCGCGGCACCGCCGCCAAGGCCCCCACAACGUCGUCAUCCGCCGUAAGCCUCCUCCGUACCACGGGCACCGCGAGCGCCGUCGGCCUGGGCCUCAUGGGUCUCGCCCUCGCGGGACGGAUGCAAGGGCGCGAGGACAUCGAGUGGCGCGAUCGCGCGUGGCGGUUGCUCGAGAACCCGGGCCAGCUGGAGACGGACGACUGGACCUACGGCGGUGCGGCGGCGGGGCUUCUUGCGGCGAGAGUGCGACGCGGGGGUUUGGGAUGGAGGGGUGUUGCUGGAGCGGCUGGGUUGGGGAGCGUGGUCGGGACUGUUGGGUAUAUGGGAUGGAGGUACGGUGUGCACGCUGGGAAGUUCCCGGAAUACGUCGCUAGUGAGAAGGUUGAGGUCGAUCUGGGGAGGGUAUGA
Colletotrichum karsti is the source of this 555-nucleotide messenger RNA. RefSeq lists its product as uncharacterized. Lineage: Eukaryota; Fungi; Ascomycota; Sordariomycetes; Glomerellales; Glomerellaceae. The coding region runs from base 1 to 555 and encodes 184 amino acids. The record is from RefSeq and is a predicted model, not a curated record. The transcript has a single exon.